AUGUCGUGGAACAUCACAAAGAAGUUAAAGGAAACCCAUCUCGGGCCUCUGAGCCCCUUUUCCCGAUCGCCGUCCACCUCUACCAUCACAGACAAGGAGGGCAAAGGCCAACCGAAUGCGGGCUCUCCAAACCCCGCGGCGGACAAUGCCAUCGCUGCCUCCGAGGCCAUGACCCAAGCACCAGUCGUCAAGCCCCCCAAGCCCGGUAUCCUGGUUGUCACCCUCCAUGAAGGACAAGGAUUUGCCCUCCCAGAGCAGCACCGAAAUGCCUUUACAUCCUCACACCAAGGGUCGCUCUCACAGGGCAACGCCUUGAGCAUGGCCGGCUCUGUGCGGCCGCCCUCGUCACAACGUGGCGCCCCCAGUUCCUUCGUCAACGGAGCCAAUCGACCUCACUCGUCUGCCGGCGGCUUCACCGGCAUCCCGACCAACCACGGUCGAAUCUCUGGCAAGUACAUGCCCUACGCUCUUCUCGAUUUCGACAAGGUCCAGGUCUUUGUCAACUCGGUCGACGGGAACCCCGAGAACCCUCUGUGGGCUGGUGGCAACACCCAGUACAAGUUCGAUGUGUCAAGAGUAACAGAACUUGUCAUUCACCUUUACAUGCGCAACCCUACCGCCGCCCCCGGAUCAGGACGUAGCCAGGACAUCUUUUUGGGCGUGGCUCGAAUCAACCCCCGCUUCGAGGAGAGGGUGCCCUUUGUAGAGGACCCCAAGGCCAGUAAGAAGGACCGCGAGAAGGCUGCGGCCGAGCAUGCGGCUCGUCACAAGGGCGAAGGCCACCGCGGCGCCGAGUGGGUCAACGUGCAGUACGGCUCGGGUAAGAUCAAGAUCGGUGUGGAGUACGUCGAGACGCGGGCGGGUAAGCUCAAGAUUGAGGACUUUGAGCUGCUCAAGGUCGUGGGCAAGGGCAGCUUCGGCAAGGUCAUGCAGGUGCGCAAGAAGGACACGAACCGAAUCUACGCCCUCAAGACGAUCCGCAAGGCACACAUCAUUUCGCGAUCCGAAGUAGCCCAUACCCUGGCCGAACGGUCUGUGCUGGCGCAGAUCAACAACCCCUUCAUCGUCCCGCUCAAGUUCAGUUUCCAGUCACCAGAGAAGCUGUACUUUGUGCUGGCAUUCGUCAACGGAGGCGAGCUGUUCCACCACUUGCAGAAGGAGCACCGAUUCGAUGUCAACCGAUCCCGGUUCUACACAGCUGAGCUGCUGUGUGCCCUGGAAUGUCUCCACGGAUUCAACGUCAUCUACCGCGAUCUCAAGCCUGAGAACAUUCUGCUGGAUUACCAGGGUCACAUUGCCCUCUGCGACUUUGGCCUGUGCAAGCUGGACAUGAAGGACGAGGACCGGACCAACACUUUCUGUGGUACCCCCGAGUACCUGGCACCCGAGCUGCUCAUGGGACAGGGCUACAACAAGACUGUCGACUGGUGGACCCUGGGUGUCUUGCUCUACGAGAUGUUGACGGGUCUACCUCCAUUCUACGACGAGAACACCAACGAAAUGUACCGCAAGAUUCUGUCAGAGCCUCUUCACUUCUCGGACGUUGUGCCACCCGCAGCCAAGGAUCUCUUGACAAAGUUGCUCAACCGAAACCCCGAGGAGAGACUGGGAGCCAACGGAUCGGCUGAGAUUAAGGCGCAUCCCUUCUUCCAUGCCAUUGACUGGCGCAAGCUGCUCCAGCGCAAGUAUGAGCCUACCUUUAAGCCCAAUGUUGCGGACGCCCUGGAUACUGCCAACUUUGACCCCGAGUUCACUUCGGAGGCGCCCCAAGACUCUUAUGUCGAAGGCCCUAUGCUGUCGCAGACUAUGCAGAACCAAUUUCAGGGAUUUAGCUACAACCGACCGAUUGCGGGUCUGGGAGAUGCUGGCGGCAGUGUCAAGGACCCCUCGUUUGUCGGAAGCCUGACUGAUAACCGAUAG
Messenger RNA from Ilyonectria robusta, 1920 nucleotides. RefSeq names its product kinase-like domain-containing protein. The record is from RefSeq and is a predicted model, not a curated record. Gene Ontology annotation, biological process: protein phosphorylation. NCBI's taxonomy places the organism in Eukaryota, Fungi, Ascomycota, Sordariomycetes, Hypocreales, Nectriaceae. Gene Ontology annotation, molecular function: protein serine/threonine kinase activity; ATP binding. The coding region runs from base 1 to 1920 and encodes 639 amino acids. The transcript is spliced from 4 exons.